Molecule: messenger RNA, 2007 nt
Organism: Astyanax mexicanus (Mexican tetra)
Lineage: Eukaryota; Metazoa; Chordata; Actinopteri; Characiformes; Acestrorhamphidae
Product: cytochrome P450 2B4
Exons: 9
Coding region: 75-1550 (491 amino acids)
Biological process (GO): xenobiotic metabolic process
Cellular component (GO): intracellular membrane-bounded organelle; cytoplasm
Molecular function (GO): heme binding; oxidoreductase activity, acting on paired donors, with incorporation or reduction of molecular oxygen, reduced flavin or flavoprotein as one donor, and incorporation of one atom of oxygen; iron ion binding
Source: RefSeq, a predicted model, not a curated record
GUUUUCAGCAGCAGCAUGAUAACAAAACUCUUCAUUUAUGCAACAGAAGAGAGUGAGGAAGUGCUGCAGUCGCCAUGCUGAGCUUUUGGAUUCUAGUUUGGAUUUGUGUCUGCUUCCUGUUCCUCCUAAUUCGGACCCAGAGGCCCAAGAACUUCCCUCCCGGACCUCGGCCCGUCCCCCUAUUUGGGAACCUGUUUCAGUUGAACAUUACCAAUCCUCUAAAAGACUUUGAGAGGUUGGCCGAGCGCUAUGGGAAUGUUUACAGUCUGUACAUUGGAAGAAGACCAGCAGUGAUUCUUACUGGUUUUAAAGCCGUUAAAGAAGCUCUGGUGACCAAGGCUGCAGACUUUUCUGGACGACCACAGAAUCUCCUGGUCAGCGAUGUAACAGAAGGGAAAGGUGUUAUAAUGGUUAACUAUGGUCCUGCGUGGAAGGAGCAUCGGCGAUUCGCCCUCAUGACUCUGAGGAACUUUGGCCUGGGGAAACAGUCUAUGGAGGACAGGAUUCUGAGAGAAACCAAACACAUUGUUGCUCUCUUGGAGAAAAAUGUUGGUGGAUCCAUCAACCCCCAGACCUUGUUCCAUGAUGCUGCCUCAAAUAUCAUAUACCUGGUUUUAUUUGGAAUUCGCUUUGAUUAUGAGGAUAACACCCACAGGGAGUUCAUCCAGUGCUUCACUGAAAAUGCAAAGAUUGCCAAUGGACCCUGGGGGAUGAUAUAUGACACACUGCCGAUCGCCAGAGGCCUGCCCCUCCCUUUCAAGAAGGCUCUCAACAAUGUUGAGAAACUGAAACAUCUUGCAACGCAGAUGAUUAACAAGCACAAGAAAACAAGAGUGCCAGGAGAGCCAAAAAACCUUGUUGACUGCUAUCUGGAUGAAAUUGAUAAGGCGACUGAAGGCUCUUCUUUUUCUGAGGCUCAGCUUUUGAUGUAUGCUCUAGAGCUGCACUUUGCUGGGACUGACACCACCUCCAACACUCUUCUGACAGCGUUCUUCUACCUCACAACACACCCUCACGUCCAAGAAAAAUGUCAGCAGGAGAUUGAUGAGGUUUUGGAGGGUAAAGCCAGUGCAUCUUAUGAGGACAGACACAACAUGCCGUACACCCAGGCUGUGAUCCACGAGUCUCAGCGUAUCGCUAUCACUGUCCCCCUGAGUGUACCCCACUGCACCACCAGAGAUACUGAAGUGAUGGGCUACAGCAUCCCAAAGGAUACUCUCAUCUUCCCAAACCUCGCAUCAGUGCUGAGUGAGGAAGGCCAGUGGAAGUUUCCUCAUGAGUUCAAUCCAGCAAACUUCCUGAAUGAUCAGGGCCAGUUUGAGAAGCCUGAGGCCUUCCUGCCCUUUUCCGCUGGACCCCGUGUGUGUCUUGGUGAAGGUCUGGCUCGCAUGGAGCUCUUCCUCAUCUUGGUCACUCUGCUGCGUCGGUUCCAGUUCUUCUGGCCUGAAAAUGCUGGAGAACCGGACUUCACUCCUGUGUAUGGAAUCACAGUCAGUCCCAAACCUUACAGGAUGGGAAUUAAGCUAAGAGAGCUAGCUAGAGAAGUGUAGAACAUUACUUUUGCUCUUAUUUUGUUAUUAAGCGCAUGUGUUAUCAGCAGAAAUUAGUUCCUAAUUCAUAUUGAUUUAAACUAUGAAGUGUAUGUUGGUCUUCCUUAUUUGACUAUUAUUACUGCUAUUAAACACUGAAAUGCUAUGUCAUUUUAUGUUGCUUUGCCAUGAGCACUUUGGAGCACUUUCUCUCCCCUGAAGUAACAUACUGCUAUGCCAUGACUUUUGGCAUAUCAGUGUAUAUGCCCCAGGGAAUGACCAGCAGCAGAGACGGUUUUCUCUGGAAGUGACCUGUAUCCUAGAAAGUUAUGGCAGAAAUAUUCAGGUCAGGAGGGAUGAUUGAAACCAGAGAGUCAGACUUGAGAGAAUGUCUAUGUGCCAUCUAACAUGUUUUAUACAGGUUUCAAUUAAUAUUUGUAUAUUUUAUAAUGUAAUAAAAUAUUUUCACACAAACAAA